AUGGCUCCUACCAAAGGCAAGUCAGCGAGAGGUCGCGGAGGCAAAUCGACAAAUAACCGUGGUGCCAGAGUCUACCAUGGUCAGAAUCCUAAACUCAUCCCCAGUGGCGUCGGAACCUCUUCUCACUCGUCGAACCCAAGUUUGGCGACAGAGUCGGUAAGUCGUCCUUCCCAAUAUCCGCCGGCGACACAAGUACCCUCGACUCCUGCUCUUCAAACAUCACCUGCUGUCUCUCAACAAGCACCGUCGGGUGGGUCUCAACAAACAGCGCCGGGUGGCUCUCAACAAACACCACGGGCUGGCUCUCAACAACCACCGCCGGCUGGCUCUCAACAACCACCUCCUGCUCGUCGAAAGCAACCUCCUGGGCGUCAACAAAAGCCUUCUUCUUCUCGUCAACAGCAGCCUUCAUCUUCUCGUCAACAGCAGCCGCCUCCUCGUCAACAUCAGCCUUCUUCUUCUCGUCAACAGCAGCCUCCUCCGUGUCAACCACAGCCUCCUCCUCGUCAGGAUCCAGAGGAGCAACAUGUCAUACCACCAGAGCUAAACCUUAAUGAUGAAGACGAUUAUGAGGAAGAAGUAGACGAAGAGCCUGAAGAAAAAAAUGGAGAUCAAAAUGUCGACUACCAAGAAAUGUUGGAUCGUUUGCUAGCCCUUCCAGGCCGACAACAUCUUCCACUUCUGUCUCAGAACCCGAUCCCUGGAGUUGAGACUCUCUGUUUUAACCGGCACAAAGGGAAGCUGUCUAGAGUGAUUGCUGGAAUCUUCCGGAGGAAGUUUGAUGGGCCUUACUUCAGAAGUUUUGCGCGGAAGUAUAAUUGGGAUGUCGGGAUUACUGAGCUUCUUAGAGAAGGAUUCUUGGUGAUAGCCAAGAAACGGUUGAAAGGGAUUGUCAGUCAAGCAAAGCAGAGUGGUGUACAACCACCGUGGAUCCGUAAUACACUUUGGGUUUAGAUGUGGGUGUAUUGGAAGACUGAGGAUGCUAUUGAGAGGAGUGAGAAUGCUUCACAGUGCAUAAACUCUGAUCGUGGAGGUCUUGGAGUGCACAAACACUUAGCCAGUCAGAAAUCUUUUGUGCAAGUUCAUCAAGAAAUGGUAAGAGUUCUCUUUCCAUCCAAACAAAUCAUUUCUCUGAUUUUCUAAUAUUGCUUCCAUGAUUUAAAUCUGUUUGAGUUUAACUGUAGGAGGAAGAGCUCAAGCGUCCUGUAUCACUUGGCGAAGUGUUUAUGAAAACACAUACAAGGGCUGAUGGAUCAUUUGUGGAUCAAAAAGCUAAAGAAGU
Molecule: messenger RNA, 1282 nt
Organism: Arabidopsis lyrata subsp. lyrata
Lineage: Eukaryota; Viridiplantae; Streptophyta; Magnoliopsida; Brassicales; Brassicaceae
Product: submandibular gland secretory Glx-rich protein CB-like
Exons: 3
Coding region: 1-954 (317 amino acids)
Source: RefSeq, a predicted model, not a curated record